Messenger RNA from Prunus dulcis (almond), 729 nucleotides. Its product is annotated as histone-lysine N-methyltransferase, H3 lysine-9 specific SUVH5-like. NCBI's taxonomy places the organism in Eukaryota, Viridiplantae, Streptophyta, Magnoliopsida, Rosales, Rosaceae. Gene Ontology annotation, molecular function: protein binding. The transcript is spliced from 3 exons. The record is from RefSeq and is a predicted model, not a curated record. The coding region runs from base 1 to 729 and encodes 242 amino acids.
AUGAGUCCGCUAGAGGGGUGGGGAACUGGGGGCGCUAGGUUGUUGGGCAUGGAAUGGGGGCAUGGAAUGGGUUGGGUUUGUAGGAAAAAGCCAAAGGAUCAAAGACUUGUACGUGAAAACCUUUCACUAAAGAAUAGCAAGGAAGAAGAAACUCAUGUAAGGGUAAUUCGUGGCUUUAAACGUUUUGAGAGGAUACCGAGACAACCAAUAAUCACAUGGGGACAAGUUUCGCAGAAGUCGAAAAAGCUUAUGGUUCCAAAGGAUAUUGUUUGUAAAAACGACAUAUCCGAAGGGAAAGAGAAGAUGCAUAUUCGCGUCGUCAAUGCCAUAAAUAAGGAGAGCCCUCCAUCUUUCAAUUACAUAUGCAAUAUCAUUUACCCAGAAUCGAAGUCACGUCCUUGUGUGAUGAAGAAUGGCAUUAGCCAACAUGGCAUUCAGUUUAAUCUUGAGGUGUUUGGGACUAAAUCAAAAGGAUGGGGUGUUAGAUCAAGAUCGUAUAUUCCACAUGGGAGUUUUGUAUGUGAAUACGUAGAUUCUACUGGGGCAGACGUCUUUGUCAUUGAUGCCACACAACAUGGGGAAGUGGGAAGAUUUGUCAAUCAUAGUAGUCCUUCUCCUAAUCUAUUUUUACAAAGUGUCCUUUAUGAUCAUGACGACGUGAGAAUGCCACACAUGAUGUUAUUUGCGAAGAAGAGCAUACCACCGAAACAAGAGCUAACUUAUGAUUAA